This is a messenger RNA of Microthlaspi erraticum, 2025 nucleotides long. The record is from the annotation of a GenBank genome assembly. Lineage: Eukaryota; Viridiplantae; Streptophyta; Magnoliopsida; Brassicales; Brassicaceae.
AUGGCUCUAUUUCACUUCACCAUAUUUAUCAUUUCUUCCAUUUUUGUAACAUCAUCCUCAAGCUUUAUCCACCCCUUUGAUCCUUUAACUGAGCCCGAACUCAGACUCGUACAUAACGUUAUCAACAAACGGUACCCCGUUGGUCCGAAACAUAGAUUCACGUACGAGUACGUAGGUCUCAACGAGCCCGAUAAGUCGCUAGUCUUGUCAUGGCAUUCAUCACGACACCACAACAUCAAACCACCUCCACGUCAGGCGUUCGUCAUAGCCCGAGAGAAUGGAAAGACCCGAGAGAUCGUUGUUGACUUGUUCUCACGAGCCAUUCUCUCGGACAAGAUCUACGUAGGUAAUGGUAACCCUAUGCUCACUACCGAGGAGCAGCAAGCAGCCACCGCGCUCGUUCUCAAGUUCAAGCCGUUCCGUGACUCCAUGAUGAGACGCGGCUUGAACAUGUCGGAGGUUGUGGUCACGUCAUCAACAAUGGGAUGGUUCGGUGAGGCCAAGACGGAGAGGCUUAUAAAAACCAUACCGUUUUAUCUUAACGGGUCUGUGAACACGUAUCUUAGACCUAUUGAAGGAAUGACAAUACUCGUUGACCUUGACAAGAUGAAGAUAGCGAAGUUUAAGGACAGGUACAAGGGUCCUCUUCCGAAGGCUAACGGAACGGAGUACCGUAUCUCAAACCUUAAGCCGCCGUUUGGCCCGUCACUUCGAGACGCCAUCGUUUUUCAGCCGGACGGUCCAGGGUUUAAGAUCGAUGGACACGUCGUGAGAUGGGCCAAUUGGGAGUUUCACAUAUCAUUCGACGUACGAGCCGGUGUCAUUAUCUCCCUAGCAUCCAUUUUCGACAUUGACAUGAACAAGUACCGGCAAAUCCUCUACAAAGGCCAUUUGUCAGAGAUGUUUGUACCUUACAUGGACCCAAGUGAUGAUUGGUACUUCAUCACUUACCUUGACUGUGGUGAAUUCGGCUGCGGUCAAGCUGCCGUGUCUCUUGAGCCAUAUACCGAUUGUCCCGCAAAUGCUGUCUUCAUGGACAGCAUCACUGCAGGCCUAGAUGGAACUCCUACAAAAAAAUCAAACGUUAUAUGCAUUUUCGAAAAAUACGCGGGAGACAUUAUGUGGCGACACACCGAAUCUGAAGUUCCCGGCUUAGAAAUCACAGAGGUUAGACCAGACGUAAGUCUUGUAGCCCGGACAGUGACAACCGUGGGGAACUACGACUACAUAGUUGAUUACGAGUUCAAACCUAGUGGUUCCAUCAAAAUUGAGGUUGGUUUAACCGGUGUUCUAGAAGUCAAACCUGUGGAAUAUGUACACACAUCGGAGAUCAAAGAAGACGAUAUCCACGGGACAAUUGUUGCAGACUACACUGUUGGAGUCAACCACGACCAUUUCGUGACGUUCCGUCUUGAUCUUGACAUUGAUGGAACCGACAAUUCAUUUAUCCGUAACGAACUCGUGACCAAGAAGACUCCAAAGUCUGCCAACACACCAAGAAAAAGCUACUGGACAACAAGUAAAAAGACGGCGAGAACGGAGGCAGAUGCUAGGGUGAAACUAGGGCAGAGACCGGAGGAGUUGGUGGUGGUUAACCCUAACCGGAAAACGAAGCAUGGCAAUGAGAUUGGAUACCGUUUACUUUCUGGCCCGGUCGCAGGUCCACUUCUUGACCAAAACGACUACCCACAGAUUCGUGCAGCGUUCACCAACUAUAACGUGUGGAUCACGCCUUAUAACAAGUCGGAAGUUUGGGCUAGUGGUUUAUACGCCGAUCGGAGCCAAGGCGACGACACGUUAAACGUCUGGUCUCAAAGGAACAGGGAGAUAGAGAAGAAAGAUAUAGUGAUGUGGUACACCGUUGGAUUCCACCACGUCCCCUGCCAAGAAGAUUUUCCGACCAUGCCUACUUUGGCACGUGGCUUUGAACUCCGACCAACAAACUUUUUCGAGCAAAAUCCUGUCCUCAAGACCAAACCCAUUAAACUCGCAAAAUCUCCAAAAUGCACUCCGAAAAACGAUUAA